CUUGGCAAGAGGAAUAAAAUCGGAAUUGACAAAACAAAACAAAGGCUCAAAUUUUGUAAAGCUAAAUAAAUGUGCUUGUGCUUGGUUGGUGUUUAGCCAUCAAAAUCCAAAGGAAUUUAGACCAUUUCCCCUCGACAUUAAGCCAUGGUUUUGGUCUCCCAAUCGGAUUUGCCUUUUAAUGAGAACGAUUCUCAAGACAUGGUCAUUUACCAAGUUCUAAACGAGGCCAUGGCGUCCCGCAACUCCCCUCUUCCCCCCGCCGCCGGACACCCCAUUCCACCCGCCGUAACCAUUGCCAAGAAGCACUACAGGGGCGUCCGCCGCCGCCCCUGGGGCAAGUACGCCGCCGAUACGCGACACGGCGCGCGCGUCUGGCUUGGCACCUUCGCCACCGCCGAGGAGGCCGCUCUGGCUUAUGAUAGAGCUGCUUUCCAGAUGAGAGGACCCAAAGCCCUCCUGAAUUUCCCGCCGGAGGUCGCGGCGGCGGCAGCGGCUUCGGCUUCUACGCCGGCGACGACUUCUACGCCGGCCAAGAGGAAGCAUAAGGCUGCGCCGAGUGGUGAUUGCAGCUCCACCGCUGUUUCGGUGGCGAAUUCACGAUCAGAAUCGGAUAGCAGCGCAGCUGAAUAGAAUAGGCUAAAACUUUUGGUAAAUUUUUUUAGCUCUCUCUCUCUCUCUCUCUCUCUCUCUCUCUCUCUCUCUCUUUGUGUAUAUGUGAAGUUUUGAUUAUUGAUUAUGGUUUGGAAAUUUGAAUAAAACUACACAGAU
Molecule: messenger RNA, 768 nt
Organism: Momordica charantia (bitter melon)
Lineage: Eukaryota; Viridiplantae; Streptophyta; Magnoliopsida; Cucurbitales; Cucurbitaceae
Product: pathogenesis-related genes transcriptional activator PTI5-like
Biological process (GO): ethylene-activated signaling pathway; regulation of DNA-templated transcription
Molecular function (GO): DNA-binding transcription factor activity; DNA binding
Source: RefSeq, a predicted model, not a curated record